UUACCGAGAUAAGGAUGAGAAGGGCCACAGAAAACACAUGGGCUAGGCUGAAAGAUGUAAAACCGCGAUAACUGCGCGAAUUGGUUUUUCGGCGAGCAGCAGCUGGUGGGCUCUUUAAAAACGCCGGGCGCGCCGAGGCGCCGGGCUGGAAGCUUGGGGAUGACGUUUUGUCGGUUCCCGGGGGGGCUCCUGCUUGGGUUAGCUUCAAUAAACCCGUGGGGUCGCGCUGGGGCCCCGCCAGGUCACUGCGAGCCAAGUGAAAACGGCCCGGAUCAGGGUCCCAAUCGCCCAAAAGCCUCAAGUCAUUGGCCGGCUGCGGCUUCUGCGGCAGCGGAGCGCUUGGAGUUUCCUGAAAUUGCCUCUCACUCGGCCGUCAAGAUUCUGUUUGCCUGCAGGUCGGUUAACGUUGUCUCCCUCGGAAUGCCUCUCAUGGGGCGAGGCUGGUUCGAUUCCCCUCACGCGGAUGGACCUUCCUCACUCACUCCCGUCUCCGGUGUGAGGCCGAUAAUGCUGUGGCCGCCGAGACGCGGGGUAGCACACUCGAACGACGCCGGAUUUCCAGGCGGGUGACCACUCUCCGUUCUUUGUCGAGAGAAGAUGCGGUUCU
Molecule: messenger RNA, 607 nt
Organism: Chaetomium fimeti
Lineage: Eukaryota; Fungi; Ascomycota; Sordariomycetes; Sordariales; Chaetomiaceae
Exons: 2
Coding region: 160-570 (136 amino acids)
Source: RefSeq, a predicted model, not a curated record